Molecule: messenger RNA, 1044 nt
Organism: Exophiala oligosperma
Lineage: Eukaryota; Fungi; Ascomycota; Eurotiomycetes; Chaetothyriales; Herpotrichiellaceae
Exons: 1
Coding region: 26-877 (283 amino acids)
Source: RefSeq, a predicted model, not a curated record
GGCCGACCUCUCCCGGCGAAAUAGGAUGGCAGAAGCUGCCGGACUGGUCAUUGGCGCCGUGAGCGUCGCCGGCCUCUUCACCACCUGUGUCGAUUGCUUCGAAUACGUCCAGCUGGGUCGCAACUUUGGGAAGAACUUCCAACGCUCCCUACUGAGGCUCGACGUCGUGAAGCUCCGCCUGUCCCGGUGGGCGGAGGCUGUGAACAACUCACCAGAGUCCCAUCAGGGGGCCACCGACACGACGGAAAGGGGCCAGAAGGUCAGAGAGAUCUUGGGGGAGAUCAUCGAGUUGUUUGCCGACGCAGAAAGAGUCUCGGAAAAGUACAAGGCAAAGGUCACCGGCGGCGAGCUGGUCGUGUACGACGCCGACAGCGAGCUUGAGCCGGACAUCUCAUCGAUACGCAAGAAGCUGCGAGAACUGGCAUUCAGGUGCCAGAAACGAAGCAGCUUCGCACAGAAAGCGACUUGGGCGUUGUACGAGGAGAAAAACUUCCGCAGGCUGAUCGAGGAUGUCACGGCACUUGUCGAUGCCUUGGUGGACCUCUUCCCAGCGUCCCGGGAUCGCCAGCGGCAGCUAAGUGCUCAAGAGGCCGAAGAGUUGAAGGAAGAGCACCGUCUUGAUGCUUUGGAAGAAGCGGCAGAAGGGGUCGAUCCGCUACUCCAAGAUUCCGUGCAGCAGGCAAUCGCCAGCCAAAGUGGUCACGCCUUCAGUGGCAACAUGGCCAUGGAGAAUGCUCGAGUCAGGUAUGGGGAUGAGCAUGCGGCCGGAGCCACUGGCACUGGAGCUGGGCACAGAUACGAUAGAAACACAGCACAGGGCAGUUCACGAGUGCACUAUGGGAACCAAUUCGGAGGGAAAAGUGUGCUCGACGAUUAAGGAAACAUAAGUCUACUGUCCACACUCCUGGUGGGCCUACUGAACUGGUACUCUGAAGCCCAAUGGGCGGUUCGGGUAUUGUUUGGGAGUGGUAGGCGUAUAAUGCCUUCAUUUCUGAUCUCUGCUCACUUCAACCUUGCACCCCUCGGUGAUUGAAACCACUAGAG